GAGUGAGCGUCGCUUCGAGUUUCCACUUGUCGCUCCUUGACUUCUCUUCACGGCACACCAAAGGUUCCUUGUGGGUAAACCACGAUGACUUUGAUGCUCUCGAUCGUCUUCAUCCUUCUUCCAUGGGCCAUUGCUUCUAUUCUAUUGCCGAUUGUGUCCUCCACAACGGAGACGCCAACUCCGACCCCAUGGCCUCACCAAUUUCACUCCAUUUUGUUCAUGAACUACAGUGGAUCCCUUCAGAAGAUCGAUCUCUGGUACGACUGGCCCAACGGUCGCAACUUCAACAUCAUACAGGAUCAGCUCGGUGAUAAGAUUCUCUACGACCUCGAAUGGAACAACGGCACCUCCUUCUUCUAUACUUUGGACUCCACCCAGGAGUGCAGGUCUGUUCAGCUCGAGGUUGGUAUUCUUCGUCCUAAUUGGUUGGAUGGUGCUCACUAUUUGGGUCAGCAAACUGUGGAUGGCUUCCUCUGCAAUGUUUGGGAGAAAGUAGACUUUAUUUGGUACUAUGAAGAUGUUGUGUCCAAUAGGCCUGUUCAAUGGGUCUUCUACACUGGUAGACAGGCACAUGUGAUGACAUUUGAAGUGGGUGCUUCGUUGGAGGAUGCUAAGUGGCAAGCUCCUGUCUACUGCUUCGAUAAGAAGAACAAGUCUCUUGACGACCCUGCCACUUUCAGGAAUUCUCUUCUAAGGAAUUGACGAUGAAUGAUCAGGAGCCUGAUAUAAGGAUGUGUUCAUCUUCCACCUUUCAAUAGCAUUCUGUAACAGCAUCGCUAAUGUUCCUUCACCUCCAUUGCUGGAGUCUGCAGGGCCUGAGGCUCAAUCUCAUUGAUGCAAUUAAAACUAAAAUCAUGAACACCAAAGUCCUGAGAGUCUAAUAACCAAGAACUGCUAUCCUCGCAAGAUGACAGUGCCAAGUCAUAAUUAGUGUUCUGUGCAUCAGAAGAUAUGCUUUCCCAUAAUGCAUCCACUAGUGAAGUUUCAUCUGGCCGCAAGUCGUUCGAGAGAAGGUCGUCGCUACGAUUGAUGUCUUGUGAAAGAUGUUCAUCUCCACAUAUAUUUUCGGUCGGUGAUGAGAUUGAAUUCUCCUUUGAAUUGUGAACAAUCAACUGAUGAUGAUCUCUGUCAGACUGUGACAAAUGUUCUGCAGGGGAUGAAUUAUCCUGGGAAGUAGCUUCUUUGUUGAGAGGCUCAUGGGUAACAGGAUCAAUACCCAUCUUAAGCAGCUUUUUCUUGAUGUAAGGAAAUAAAGAAGAAAAGCUUAACCUGUUGCCAAGGCGGGAAUGGAGAUCGAUGACAAGGUUCUCUUCUGCAUCAGUGAGGAGGCCUCUCUUCAAGUCAGGACGGAGAUAGUUAGUCCAACGAAGCCUACAGCUCUUGCCACAUCGCCGUAGGCCGGCCAACUUUGGAACUGCUCGCCAGCAACAGUGACCAUUGGUGAGAAUGAAGCUGAUGAGCUUCUUGUCUUCUUCAGCAGUCCAUGGUCCUUUCUUCACUUCAAGUUUGUCACAGCAAGAAGUUUUCAAUAGGGUCUUAUAAAAAGGACUGAAGGAGGGAGCAAUAUAUUACAUCUGAAUACAGAUAAAUAUGCAUAUGGGUUGUGAAAGAUAUGUGGGAACUAAAAUGGGAUGUUUCUGGUGUUUCGUGGAUCCAACGGCAGAGCUACAUGAAACAUGAGUGGAUUAUGAUAGGGUGUGGACGAUUGCUUGAAGUCUUGGUGCGGAUGAACAAGAUGGUCGUUUGAUGCCUUGAAUAAGAAAAGAAGCUCAUGACUAUGUCACUAAUCUUGUGUAGGAUCCAAUCAACCUGACUGAUAUUGCUGUACGGUAAUGUUUCUAGUAUAGCAGCAAGGCAUGAUGGCACAUUAAAAGUACAUAGCAGAUAUUCAAUAUACAUGCAAAUAUAAUA
Messenger RNA from Prosopis cineraria, 1911 nucleotides. RefSeq lists its product as uncharacterized. Lineage: Eukaryota; Viridiplantae; Streptophyta; Magnoliopsida; Fabales; Fabaceae. The record is from RefSeq and is a predicted model, not a curated record. The coding region runs from base 85 to 702 and encodes 205 amino acids. The transcript has 6 exons.